Molecule: messenger RNA, 9813 nt
Organism: Closterium sp. Yama58-4
Lineage: Eukaryota; Viridiplantae; Streptophyta; Zygnematophyceae; Desmidiales; Closteriaceae
Source: the annotation of a GenBank genome assembly
AUGAUGGGCAGGUGUCGACGAGCUGCGUCGCCUUCUUUUCUCCUCUUCCUGUUGGCUUUUCUCCUCGCCGCAUUUCGCGAAGCUUCCGCGGUUCGAUUCACGCUAGACCAGUUCGAGUGCCUGACCUACUACGUGCAUUACGUCGGCGACGAAGUGCAUGGUAACUUCGUCGUCGUCAGUUCGCAAACGUGGGGUGAAUGGGAGUCGCUGGGGGUCGACAUCGUUGUAGAGGACCCCGACGGGUACCACGUGCACUCGGCGCAGGGUCAGACGGAGGGCGUGUUUUCAUUUGAGUCGAUGCGGGAGGGCGACUACAAGGUGUGCUUCACGAACAAGUCGCCCAUCAACGAGGAGAUUGUCUUUGAGCUGCACGUGGGCCACCACUUCAGCGAAAAGGAGCUCGCCAAGGAAGAGCAUGUGGAGCAGACGAGGGACAAGGCGAAGAACUUGUAUGAGCGCGUGAUGGUGCUGUCAAUCCAUGCCAAGUUCCGCCACUCGCAGGCUCAGAGGCUCAACGAAUUGGCCAAGACCACCACAGCGAGGCUCAUCUUCAAGACGGCCGUCCAAUCAGGCGCGCUCAUUCUUUGCAGCUCAAUCCAGCCAAGACACUUGAUCCUUGCCUCCCCGCACUGCACUUCAUCCUCCCUGCAGCAAUCAUGCCCGCACUCCAUCCUCUCUGCAGCAAUCAUGCCCGCACUCCAUCCUCUCUGCAGCAAUCAUGCCCGCACUCCAUCCUCUCUGCAGCAAUCAUGCCCGCACUCCAUCCUCUCUGCAGCAAUCAUGCCCGCACUCCAUCCUCUCUGCAGCAAUCAUGCCCGCACUCCAUCCUCUCUGCAGCAAUCAUGCCCGCACUCCAUCCUCUCUGCAGCAAUCAUGCCCGCACUCCAUCCUCUCUGUGCAGCAAUCAUGCCCGCACUCCAUCCUCUCUGUGCAGCAAUCAUGCCCGCACUCCAUCCUCUCUGCAGCAAUCAUGCCCGCACUCCAUCCUCUCUGCAGCAAUCAUGCCCGCACUCCAUCCUCUCUGCAGCAAUCAUGCCCGCACUCCAUCCUCUCUGCAGCAAUCAUGCCCGCACUCCAUCCUCUCUGCAGCAAUCAUGCCCGCACUCCAUCCUCUCUGCAGCAAUCAUGCCCGCACUCCAUCCUCUCUGCAGCAAUCAUGCCCGCACUCCAUCCUCUCUGCAGCAAUCAUGCCCGCACUCCAUCCUCUCUGCAGCAAUCAUGCCCGCACUCCAUCCUCUCUGCAGCAAUCAUGCCCGCACUCCAUCCUCUCUGUGCAGCAAUCAUGCCCGCACUCCAUCCUCUCUGUGCAGCAAUCAUGCCCGCACUCCAUCCUCUCUGCAGCAAUCAUGCCCCCACUCCAUCCUCUCUGCAGCAAUCAUGCCCGCACUCCAUCCUCUCUGCAGCAAUCAUGCCCGCACUCCAUCCUCUCUGCAGCAAUCAUGCCCGCACUCCAUCCUCUCUGCAGCAAUCAUGCCCGCACUCCAUCCUCUCUGCAGCAAUCAUGCCCGCACUCCAUCCUCUCUGCAGCAAUCAUGCCCGCACUCCAUCCUCUCUGCAGCAAUCAUGCCCGCACUCCAUCCUCUCUGCAGCAAUCAUGCCCGCACUCCAUCCUCUCUGCAGCAAUCAUGCCCGCACUCCAUCCUCUCUGCAGCAAUCAUGCCCGCACUCCAUCCUCUCUGCAGCAAUCAUGCCCGCACUCCAUCCUCUCUGCAGCAAUCAUGCCCGCACUCCAUCCUCUCUGCAGCAAUCAUGCCCGCACUCCAUCCUCUCUGCAGCAAUCAUGCCCGCACUCCAUCCUCUCUGCAGCAAUCAUGCCCGCACUCCAUCCUCUCUGCAGCAAUCAUGCCCGCACUCCAUCCUCUCUGCAGCAAUCAUGCCCGCACUCCAUCCUCUCUGCAGCAAUCAUGCCCGCACUCCAUCCUCUCUGCAGCAAUCAUGCCCGCACUCCAUCCUCUCUGCAGCAAUCAUGCCCGCACUCCAUCCUCUCUGCAGCAAUCAUGCCCGCACUCCAUCCUCUCUGCAGCAAUCAUGCCCGCACUCCAUCCUCUCUGCAGCAAUCAUGCCCGCACUCCAUCCUCUCUGCAGCAAUCAUGCCCGCACUCCAUCCUCUCUGCAGCAAUCAUGCCCGCACUCCAUCCUCUCUGCAGCAAUCAUGCCCGCACUCCAUCCUCUCUGCAGCAAUCAUGCCCGCACUCCAUCCUCUCUGCAGCAAUCAUGCCCGCACUCCAUCCUCUCUGCAGCAAUCAUGCCCGCACUCCAUCCUCUCUGCAGCAAUCAUGCCGCACUCCAUCCUCUCUGCAGCAAUCAUGCCCGCACUCCAUCCUCUCUGCAGCAAUCAUGCCCGCACUCCAUCCUCUCUGCAGCAAUCAUGCCCGCACUCCAUCCUCUCUGCAGCAAUCAUGCCCGCACUCCAUCCUCUCUGCAGCAAUCAUGCCCGCACUCCAUCCUCUCUGCAGCAAUCAUGCCCGCACUCCAUCCUCUCUGCAGCAAUCAUGCCCGCACUCCAUCCUCUCUGCAGCAAUCAUGCCCGCACUCCAUCCUCUCUGUGCAGCAAUCAUGCCCGCACUCCAUCCUCUCUGCAGCAAUCAUGCCCGCACUCCAUCCUCUCUGCAGCAAUCAUGCCCGCACUCCAUCCUCUCUGCAGCAAUCAUGCCCGCACUCCAUCCUCUCUGCAGCAAUCAUGCCCGCACUCCAUCCUCUCUGCAGCAAUCAUGCCCGCACUCCAUCCUCUCUGCAGCAAUCAUGCCCGCACUCCAUCCUCUCUGCAGCAAUCAUGCCCGCACUCCAUCCUCUCUGCAGCAAUCAUGCCCGCACUCCAUCCUCUCUGCAGCAAUCAUGCCCGCACUCCAUCCUCUCUGCAGCAAUCAUGCCCGCACUCCAUCCUCUCUGCAGCAAUCAUGCCCGCACUCCAUCCUCUCUGCAGCAAUCAUGCCCGCACUCCAUCCUCUCUGCAGCAAUCAUGCCCGCACUCCAUCCUCUCUGUGCAGCAAUCAUGCCCGCACUCCAUCCUCUCUGCAGCAAUCAUGCCCGCACUCCAUCCUCUCUGCAGCAAUCAUGCCCGCACUCCAUCCUCUCUGCAGCAAUCAUGCCCGCACUCCAUCCUCUCUGCAGCAAUCAUGCCCGCACUCCAUCCUCUCUGCAGCAAUCAUGCCCGCACUCCAUCCUCUCUGCAGCAAUCAUGCCCGCACUCCAUCCUCUCUGCAGCAAUCAUGCCCGCACUCCAUCCUCUCUGCAGCAAUCAUGCCCGCACUCCAUCCUCUCUGCAGCAAUCAUGCCCGCACUCCAUCCUCUCUGCAGCAAUCAUGCCCGCACUCCAUCCUCUCUGCAGCAAUCAUGCCCGCACUCCAUCCUCUCUGCAGCAAUCAUGCCCGCACUCCAUCCUCUCUGCAGCAAUCAUGCCCGCACUCCAUCCUCUCUGUGCAGCAAUCAUGCCCGCACUCCAUCCUCUCUGCAGCAAUCAUGCCCGCACUCCAUCCUCUCUGCAGCAAUCAUGCCCGCACUCCAUCCUCUCUGCAGCAAUCAUGCCCGCACUCCAUCCUCUCUGCAGCAAUCAUGCCCGCACUCCAUCCUCUCUGCAGCAAUCAUGCCCGCACUCCAUCCUCUCUGCAGCAAUCAUGCCCGCACUCCAUCCUCUCUGCAGCAAUCAUGCCCGCACUCCAUCCUCUCUGCAGCAAUCAUGCCCGCACUCCAUCCUCUCUGCAGCAAUCAUGCCCGCACUCCAUCCUCUCUGCAGCAAUCAUGCCCGCACUCCAUCCUCUCUGCAGCAAUCAUGCCCGCACUCCAUCCUCUCUGCAGCAAUCAUGCCCGCACUCCAUCCUCUCUGCAGCAAUCAUGCCCGCACUCCAUCCUCUCUGCAGCAAUCAUGCCCGCACUCCAUCCUCUCUGCAGCAAUCAUGCCCGCACUCCAUCCUCUCUGCAGCAAUCAUGCCCGCACUCCAUCCUCUCUGCAGCAAUCAUGCCCGCACUCCAUCCUCUCUGCAGCAAUCAUGCCCGCACUCCAUCCUCUCUGCAGCAAUCAUGCCCGCACUCCAUCCUCUCUGCAGCAAUCAUGCCCGCACUCCAUCCUCUCUGCAGCAAUCAUGCCCGCACUCCAUCCUCUCUGCAGCAAUCAUGCCCGCACUCCAUCCUCUCUGCAGCAAUCAUGCCCGCACUCCAUCCUCUCUGUGCAGCAAUCAUGCCCGCACUCCAUCCUCUCUGUGCAGCAAUCAUGCCCGCACUCCAUCCUCUCUGCAGCAAUCAUGCCCGCACUCCAUCCUCUCUGCAGCAAUCAUGCCCGCACUCCAUCCUCUCUGCGCAGCAAUCAUGCCCGCACUCCAUCCUCUCUGCAGCAAUCAUGCCCGCACUCCAUCCUCUCUGCAGCAAUCAUGCCCGCACUCCAUCCUCUCUGCAGCAAUCAUGCCCGCACUCCAUCCUCUCUGCAGCAAUCAUGCCCGCACUCCAUCCUCUCUGCAGCAAUCAUGCCCGCACUCCAUCCUCUCUGCAGCAAUCAUGCCCGCACUCCAUCCUCUCUGCAGCAAUCAUGCCCGCACUCCAUCCUCUCUGCAGCAAUCAUGCCCGCACUCCAUCCUCUCUGCAGCAAUCAUGCCCGCACUCCAUCCUCUCUGCAGCAAUCAUGCCCGCACUCCAUCCUCUCUGCAGCAAUCAUGCCCGCACUCCAUCCUCUCUGCAGCAAUCAUGCCCGCACUCCAUCCUCUCUGCAGCAAUCAUGCCCGCACUCCAUCCUCUCUGCAGCAAUCAUGCCCGCACUCCAUCCUCUCUGCAGCAAUCAUGCCCGCACUCCAUCCUCUCUGCAGCAAUCAUGCCCGCACUCCAUCCUCUCUGCAGCAAUCAUGCCCGCACUCCAUCCUCUCUGCAGCAAUCAUGCCCGCACUCCAUCCUCUCUGUGCAGCAAUCAUGCCCGCACUCCAUCCUCUCUGCAGCAAUCAUGCCCGCACUCCAUCCUCUCUGCAGCAAUCAUGCCCGCACUCCAUCCUCUCUGCAGCAAUCAUGCCCGCACUCCAUCCUCUCUGCAGCAAUCAUGCCCGCACUCCAUCCUCUCUGCAGCAAUCAUGCCCGCACUCCAUCCUCUCUGCAGCAAUCAUGCCCGCACUCCAUCCUCUCUGCAGCAAUCAUGCCCGCACUCCAUCCUCUCUGCAGCAAUCAUGCCCGCACUCCAUCCUCUCUGCAGCAAUCAUGCCCGCACUCCAUCCUCUCUGCAGCAAUCAUGCCCGCACUCCAUCCUCUCUGCAGCAAUCAUGCCCGCACUCCAUCCUCUCUGCAGCAAUCAUGCCCGCACUCCAUCCUCUCUGCAGCAAUCAUGCCCGCACUCCAUCCUCUCUGCAGCAAUCAUGCCCGCACUCCAUCCUCUCUGUGCAGCAAUCAUGCCCGCACUCCAUCCUCUCUGCAGCAAUCAUGCCCGCACUCCAUCCUCUCUGCAGCAAUCAUGCCCGCACUCCAUCCUCUCUGCAGCAAUCAUGCCCGCACUCCAUCCUCUCUGCAGCAAUCAUGCCCGCACUCCAUCCUCUCUGCAGCAAUCAUGCCCGCACUCCAUCCUCUCUGCAGCAAUCAUGCCCGCACUCCAUCCUCUCUGCAGCAAUCAUGCCCGCACUCCAUCCUCUCUGCAGCAAUCAUGCCCGCACUCCAUCCUCUCUGCAGCAAUCAUGCCCGCACUCCAUCCUCUCUGCAGCAAUCAUGCCCGCACUCCAUCCUCUCUGCAGCAAUCAUGCCCGCACUCCAUCCUCUCUGCAGCAAUCAUGCCCGCACUCCAUCCUCUCUGCAGCAAUCAUGCCCGCACUCCAUCCUCUCUGCAGCAAUCAUGCCCGCACUCCAUCCUCUCUGCAGCAAUCAUGCCCGCACUCCAUCCUCUCUGCAGCAAUCAUGCCCGCACUCCAUCCUCUCUGCAGCAAUCAUGCCCGCACUCCAUCCUCUCUGCAGCAAUCAUGCCCGCACUCCAUCCUCUCUGCAGCAAUCAUGCCCGCACUCCAUCCUCUCUGCAGCAAUCAUGCCCGCACUCCAUCCUCUCUGCAGCAAUCAUGCCCGCACUCCAUCCUCUCUGCAGCAAUCAUGCCCGCACUCCAUCCUCUCUGCAGCAAUCAUGCCCGCACUCCAUCCUCUCUGCAGCAAUCAUGCCCGCACUCCAUCCUCUCUGUGCAGCAAUCAUGCCCGCACUCCAUCCUCUCUGUGCAGCAAUCAUGCCCGCACUCCAUCCUCUCUGUGCAGCAAUCAUGCCCGCACUCCAUCCUCUCUGCAGCAAUCAUGCCCGCACUCCAUCCUCUCUGCAGCAAUCAUGCCCGCACUCCAUCCUCUCUGCAGCAAUCAUGCCCGCACUCCAUCCUCUCUGCAGCAAUCAUGCCCGCACUCCAUCCUCUCUGCAGCAAUCAUGCCCGCACUCCAUCCUCUCUGCAGCAAUCAUGCCCGCACUCCAUCCUCUCUGCAGCAAUCAUGCCCGCACUCCAUCCUCUCUGCAGCAAUCAUGCCCGCACUCCAUCCUCUCUGCAGCAAUCAUGCCCGCACUCCAUCCUCUCUGCAGCAAUCAUGCCCGCACUCCAUCCUCUCUGCAGCAAUCAUGCCCGCACUCCAUCCUCUCUGCAGCAAUCAUGCCCGCACUCCAUCCUCUCUGCAGCAAUCAUGCCCGCACUCCAUCCUCUCUGCAGCAAUCAUGCCCGCACUCCAUCCUCUCUGCAGCAAUCAUGCCCGCACUCCAUCCUCUCUGUGCAGCAAUCAUGCCCGCACUCCAUCCUCUCUGUGCAGCAAUCAUGCCCGCACUCCAUCCUCUCUGUGCAGCAAUCAUGCCCGCACUCCAUCCUCUCUGCAGCAAUCAUGCCCGCACUCCAUCCUCUCUGCAGCAAUCAUGCCCGCACUCCAUCCUCUCUGCAGCAAUCAUGCCCGCACUCCAUCCUCUCUGCAGCAAUCAUGCCCGCACUCCAUCCUCUCUGCAGCAAUCAUGCCCGCACUCCAUCCUCUCUGCAGCAAUCAUGCCCGCACUCCAUCCUCUCUGCAGCAAUCAUGCCCGCACUCCAUCCUCUCUGCAGCAAUCAUGCCCGCACUCCAUCCUCUCUGCAGCAAUCAUGCCCGCACUCCAUCCUCUCUGCAGCAAUCAUGCCCGCACUCCAUCCUCUCUGCAGCAAUCAUGCCCGCACUCCAUCCUCUCUGCAGCAAUCAUGCCCGCACUCCAUCCUCUCUGCAGCAAUCAUGCCCGCACUCCAUCCUCUCUGCAGCAAUCAUGCCCGCACUCCAUCCUCUCUGCAGCAAUCAUGCCCGCACUCCAUCCUCUCUGCAGCAAUCAUGCCCGCACUCCAUCCUCUCUGUGCAGCAAUCAUGCCCGCACUCCAUCCUCUCUGUGCAGCAAUCAUGCCCGCACUCCAUCCUCUCUGCAGCAAUCAUGCCCGCACUCCAUCCUCUCUGCAGCAAUCAUGCCCGCACUCCAUCCUCUCUGCAGCAAUCAUGCCCGCACUCCAUCCUCUCUGCAGCAAUCAUGCCCGCACUCCAUCCUCUCUGCAGCAAUCAUGCCCGCACUCCAUCCUCUCUGCAGCAAUCAUGCCCGCACUCCAUCCUCUCUGCAGCAAUCAUGCCCGCACUCCAUCCUCUCUGCAGCAAUCAUGCCCGCACUCCAUCCUCUCUGCAGCAAUCAUGCCCGCACUCCAUCCUCUCUGCAGCAAUCAUGCCCGCACUCCAUCCUCUCUGUGCAGCAAUCAUGCCCGCACUCCAUCCUCUCUGUGCAGCAAUCAUGCCCGCACUCCAUCCUCUCUGCAGCAAUCAUGCCCCCACUCCAUCCUCUCUGCAGCAAUCAUGCCCGCACUCCAUCCUCUCUGCAGCAAUCAUGCCCGCACUCCAUCCUCUCUGCAGCAAUCAUGCCCGCACUCCAUCCUCUCUGCAGCAAUCAUGCCCGCACUCCAUCCUCUCUGCAGCAAUCAUGCCCGCACUCCAUCCUCUCUGCAGCAAUCAUGCCCGCACUCCAUCCUCUCUGCAGCAAUCAUGCCCGCACUCCAUCCUCUCUGCAGCAAUCAUGCCCGCACUCCAUCCUCUCUGCAGCAAUCAUGCCCGCACUCCAUCCUCUCUGCAGCAAUCAUGCCCGCACUCCAUCCUCUCUGCAGCAAUCAUGCCCGCACUCCAUCCUCUCUGCAGCAAUCAUGCCCGCACUCCAUCCUCUCUGCAGCAAUCAUGCCCGCACUCCAUCCUCUCUGCAGCAAUCAUGCCCGCACUCCAUCCUCUCUGCAGCAAUCAUGCCCGCACUCCAUCCUCUCUGCAGCAAUCAUGCCCGCACUCCAUCCUCUCUGCAGCAAUCAUGCCCGCACUCCAUCCUCUCUGCAGCAAUCAUGCCCGCACUCCAUCCUCUCUGCAGCAAUCAUGCCCGCACUCCAUCCUCUCUGCAGCAAUCAUGCCCGCACUCCAUCCUCUCUGCAGCAAUCAUGCCCGCACUCCAUCCUCUCUGCAGCAAUCAUGCCCGCACUCCAUCCUCUCUGCAGCAAUCAUGCCCGCACUCCAUCCUCUCUGCAGCAAUCAUGCCCGCACUCCAUCCUCUCUGCAGCAAUCAUGCCCGCACUCCAUCCUCUCUGCAGCAAUCAUGCCCGCACUCCAUCCUCUCUGCAGCAAUCAUGCCCGCACUCCAUCCUCUCUGCAGCAAUCAUGCCCGCACUCCAUCCUCUCUGCAGCAAUCAUGCCCGCACUCCAUCCUCUCUGCAGCAAUCAUGCCCGCACUCCAUCCUCUCUGCAGCAAUCAUGCCCGCACUCCAUCCUCUCUGCAGCAAUCAUGCCCGCACUCCAUCCUCUCUGCAGCAAUCAUGCCCGCACUCCAUCCUCUCUGCAGCAAUCAUGCCCGCACUCCAUCCUCUCUGCAGCAAUCAUGCCCGCACUCCAUCCUCUCUGCAGCAAUCAUGCCCGCACUCCAUCCUCUCUGCAGCAAUCAUGCCCGCACUCCAUCCUCUCUGCAGCAAUCAUGCCCGCACUCCAUCCUCUCUGCAGCAAUCAUGCCCGCACUCCAUCCUCUCUGCAGCAAUCAUGCCCGCACUCCAUCCUCUCUGCAGCAAUCAUGCCCGCACUCCAUCCUCUCUGCAGCAAUCAUGCCCGCACUCCAUCCUCUCUGCAGCAAUCAUGCCCGCACUCCAUCCUCUCUGCAGCAAUCAUGCCCGCACUCCAUCCUCUCUGCAGCAAUCAUGCCCGCACUCCAUCCUCUCUGCAGCAAUCAUGCCCGCACUCCAUCCUCUCUGCAGCAAUCAUGCCCGCACUCCAUCCUCUCUGCAGCAGUCAUGCCCGCACUCCAUCCUCUCUGCAGCAGUCAUGCCCGCACUCCAUCCUCUCUGCAGCAGUCAUGCCCGCACUCCAUCCUCUCUGCAGCAGUCAUGCCCGCACUCCAUCCUCUCUGCAGCAAUCAUGCCCGCACUCCAUCCUCUCUGCAGCAAUCAUGCCCGCACUCCAUCCUCUCUGCAGCAAUCAUGCCCGCACUCCAUCCUCUCUGCAGCAAUCAUGCCCGCACUCCAUCCUCUCUGCAGCAAUCAUGCCCGCACUCCAUCCUCUCUGCAGCAAUCAUGCCCGCACUCCAUCCUCUCUGCAGCAAUCAUGCCCGCACUACAUCCUCUCUGCAGCAAUCAUGCCCGCACUCCAUCCUCUCUGCAGCAAUCAUGCCCGCACUCCAUCCUCUCUGCAGCAAUCAUGCCCGCACUCCAUCCUCUCUGCAGCAAUCAUGCCCGCACUCCAUCCUCUCUGCAGCAAUCAUGCCCGCACUCCAUCCUCUCUGCAGCAAUCAUGCCCGCACUCCAUCCUCUCUGCAGCAAUCAUGCCCGCACUCCCCCUGUCACCCUCUUGGCGGCCCCUUCACAGUACUGCACUGUGCUGUAG